This is a messenger RNA of Haliotis rufescens (red abalone), 1845 nucleotides long. RefSeq lists its product as uncharacterized. NCBI's taxonomy places the organism in Eukaryota, Metazoa, Mollusca, Gastropoda, Lepetellida, Haliotidae. Bases 226 to 1491 code for a protein of 421 amino acids. The transcript is spliced from 3 exons. The record is from RefSeq and is a predicted model, not a curated record.
UUCAAAACAAGUUCAAGACCCGGCUCUUACGAUUCUUCGUUGACAGAAGCGUAUCGUUGCUAUUUCAGUUGCUAUUUUAACAGAUUUCAGAGACCUGUUUGAGUUCAAGUGCCUUCUUGUUUCUGCAGACAGGUUUCUGUUGUUGUGAUCGAUUAUCUGGAUUCUACAGUUUUUCCUGUGUUUCACCUUGAUCUGGUGCAAAGAUCAACUCUAGAGAGACACAACAUGCUGUGUCCCAGUGAGAGUUGGGUGAACCUGGAUGACCCUCCCUGCCCCGACACUGAUGCUGUCAUCCCCUCCUGUCCUACAAUGAGGUCCACCAGCCUAAUAUGCCCCACCCCUAGAUCCUCCAUCUUCUACAACAGCAUCCUACAACAGUUUGAACAACCUAUUUCCUUCCCAUCCUUCAUCCCAAGCCAGUAUCUGAAUAUUCAUAAUGCAGGUUUUUUCAGUCCAAAUACCAGUGUGCUUCAUUCAGACUAUCCUAACUUUACUUCUAACUGUACUGACACUAAUGACCUUCCUUCUAUGUUUCUAUUAGAGAGUAGACAUGUUUUCCCCAGCCGAAAUCAUACAUCCCUCCCUGCCACCAGUGCAAGCAUAUUCCCAAGCCCAUGUGAUAUGUCCCUCCCUGCUGGCACCAGUGCAAGCCAAACCUCAAUCGUCGAAGAGUUUAUUGCUGAACUCUCACCACCUCAUUUCAUGCCUGUUACUAUUUGCAGUGAAUCAAGCCUGAGUCAGAACAUCAGCCAGACGUCAUUGGGUUUAGAUGUUUCCACCUUCCAGCCUCUUCAAGUUGAAAGCACAUGCAGCCUACAUCAAGAUACAAUCAGCCAGACGUCAUUGGUCCCGGAUUUCGAUGUUUCCAGCUUCCAGCCUCUUCCAGUUGACAGUGAAUGCAGCCUGGAUCUCCCAACAAUUAGCCAGACUUCAUUGGGCCUGGAUUUUGAUGAUUCUACAUUCCAGCCGCUUCCAAUUGAUAGUGAAUGCAGCAUAGGUGAAGCAGCAAUCAGCCAGGCAUCAUUGGGCCCAGAUUUCGCUGUUUCUCGCUUCCAGCCUCUUCCGGUCGACAGUGAAUGCAGCCUGGAUCUACCAACAAUCAGCGAGACGUCAUUGGGCCCAGAUUUUGAUGAUUCAACAUUCAGGAAGCUUCAGGUUGACAGUGCUUGCAGCCUAGAUCAAGCAUCAAUCAGCCAGACGUCAUUGGGCCCUGAGUUUCAUGAUGCCACCUUCAGGCUGUCUUCAGUUACCAGUGCAUGCAGCCUAGAUGAAGAAACAAUCAGCCAGACGUCAUUGGGCCCAGAUUUGGAUGAUUCCAUCUUCAGCAGUGAAAGCAACCUGUCACAAGACUACAACCAGACUUUGAUGAAAUCCAUUGUCAGCCCUGUUCUUGGGAGCAGUGGUUCCAGCCUGUCUCGGACCAUCAGCCAAGUAUCAAGUAUUGAGGAUUUCAGUGAAUCCAUCCUCAUAGCCUAUUCCUUUCAGCUGUGAAUCCAGUCACAAGAUAUCAGCCAGAAUGAAUGAAAGUUUUGGCAAGAGCUCAAAAUAUACUAAACAUGUAAAAGCAGAAAGAAACAAUUUACUAUUACCAUAACCCCCACACACACUUCUGCACUUUUAAUGCCUGUUCUCAUGUCGGGUUUCUUUUGUAUUUCUACAGAUUUCUUCCUUGAAUUUGAUUGUCUGCACCCCAAAUACAACCUGCUGGAACCAUAAUCUGAUUCUGUGAAAGAGAUUUGUCAGUGACAAGAUUCCCAGUCUAACUGGUAGCCAAUGCAGUUCUUUCAGGACCGUAGUUGUGUGGUUGCCAAUUAGGCAUUGUGUGAUGAGCCUGACGCCUGUAUU